This is a messenger RNA of Musca domestica (house fly), 510 nucleotides long. RefSeq lists its product as uncharacterized. The transcript is spliced from 2 exons. Gene Ontology annotation, molecular function: odorant binding. The record is from RefSeq and is a predicted model, not a curated record. Bases 65 to 481 code for a protein of 138 amino acids. NCBI's taxonomy places the organism in Eukaryota, Metazoa, Arthropoda, Insecta, Diptera, Muscidae.
AUAAGAAACAUUAGUUUCAUUGCAAUCUUGUCGAUAGUUACAACAACGCGGAAAUAUAUAAAAAAUGAAUAAAUUAAGUAUUGUCUUAAUCAUUUCCUGCUUCGCGGUGAUUUUUGCCGAGCGCCCCGAUUGGUAUCCCAAAGAUGAACUAGCAGUGGAAGCCAAAUGUCGAGAGGAAAACUCCAUUAGCCCAGAACUCAUGACAAAAAUAUGGUCCAGUCGGAUUGAAGAUACUCCACAAGUACGCAACUAUGUAAUGUGCUUAGGCCACAAUAAGAAUUUUUACAAUUCCGAAAUGGGCUUUAAAGCUGACCGUUUAUUGGUGAUCAUGAAAGAAAGAGCAAACAUGGAUUGUAAGCCAGGAUUUGUUGAAGGAUGCGCAGAGGAGGGCAAAGAUAUAGAACCUGAGGAUGCCAUGCUCUUCAAAAUAAUCAAAUGUGUUAUCGUUGGUGGAGAAGAAAAUUGUAAGAAGGCUGAAUAAUAACAAUAAAAAUAUAAUUAAAUUGAAAA